This is a messenger RNA of Phacochoerus africanus (Common warthog), 7437 nucleotides long. RefSeq names its product chromodomain Y like 2 (gene CDYL2). Gene Ontology annotation, cellular component: nucleus. The record is from RefSeq and is a predicted model, not a curated record. NCBI's taxonomy places the organism in Eukaryota, Metazoa, Chordata, Mammalia, Artiodactyla, Suidae. Bases 243 to 1820 code for a protein of 525 amino acids. Gene Ontology annotation, molecular function: transcription corepressor activity. The transcript has 7 exons.
CGCCGCCGCCGCCGCCGCUGCCGGUUACGCCAGCCCCGCCGCCGCCCGCUCUGAUUCUGCGCAUAGGCAGCCCCCAAGCCUGUCAUUCUGCAAAAACACAGUUUACUCAACACACCACACACACACACACUCACACACACACGCGCGCACACACACGCGCACACUGGCCCCCUCGCGCACACGCACGGAGGGCGCGAGCGAGCAGACGCGCACACCCGGCGAGCCAAGUUCCGCAGCCUGGCAUGGCUUCUGGGGACCUUUACGAGGUUGAAAGGAUUGUAGACAAGCGGAGGAACAAGAAGGGGAAAUGGGAGUACCUCAUCCGGUGGAAAGGCUACGGGAGCACGGAGGACACGUGGGAGCCCGAGCACCACCUGCUGCACUGUGAGGAGUUCAUCGACGAGUUCAACGGGCUGCACCUGGCCAAGGACAAGCGGCUCAAGUCGGGGAAGCAGGCCAGCACCUCCAAGGUGCUGCGUGACAGCCGAGGCCCCUCGGUGGAGAAACUCUCGCACAGACCCUCAGAGUCCAGCAAGAGCAAAGGGACUUCCCAUAAGCGGAAGCGGAUCACCCCUUCCCUGACGAAGCCCAAAAAGGGGUACUCGGCGAAGCCCCCCGCGGGAGGCGACCGGGCCGCCAAGACGGUGUCCUACAGGACUACGCCCAGUGGUUUGCAAAUCAUGCCGCUGAAAAAGGCGCAGAAUGGGAUGGAAAACGGGGACGCCGGCUCCGAGAAGGACGAGCGGCACUUGGGAAACGGGUCCCACCAGCCUGGCCUGGAUGUGAACGACGCCGGCGAGCAGGACCUGGGCGACUGCGACGUUAGCCCCGCGGCGCUGGCGGAGAACGGGCUCGGCUCUGCUCUGACCAACGGGGGAUUAAACCUGCACAGCCCAGUGAAGAGGAAGCUGGAAACGGAGAAGGACUACGUCUUUGACAAGAGGCUCAGGUACAGCGUCCGCCAGAACGAAAGCAACUGUCGGUUUCGGGACAUAGUCGUGCGGAAGGAAGAGGGGUUCACGCACAUCCUGCUGUCCAGCCAGACCUCGGACAACAACGCACUGACCCCCGAGGGACUUCGUGAAGGCCUUUAUCCAGUUCAAGAAGCCCAUCGUGGUGGCGAUCAAUGGGCCGGCGCUGGGCCUGGGCGCCUCCAUCCUGCCCCUGUGCGACAUUGUGUGGGCCAGCGAGAAGGCCUGGUUCCAGACCCCCUACGCCACCAUCCGCCUGACGCCCGCCGGCUGCUCCUCCUACACCUUCCCCCAGAUCCUGGGCGUGGCGCUGGCCAACGAGAUGCUCUUCUGCGGGCGGAAGCUCACCGCCCAGGAGGCGUGCAGCAGAGGACUGGUGUCGCAGGUCUUCUGGCCGACCACGUUCAGCCAGGAGGUCAUGCUGCGGGUGAAGGAGAUGGCCUCGUGCAGCGCGGUGGUGCUGGAGGAGUCGAAAUGCCUGGUCCGGAGCUUCCUGAAGUCAGUGCUGGAAGAUGUGAACGAGAAAGAAUGCCUCAUGCUCAAGCAGCUCUGGAGCUCCUCCAAAGGCCUGGAUUCCCUGUUCAGCUACCUGCAGGACAAAAUCUACCAAGUCUGAGGGCCUCGGCUCACCUGCCCCAGUGCUCCGGGGCACCCACUUCCAGCUCUGCCCUGUGCUUCAGAAAUCAGAGCACAGCGUAUGCCUGGCCAAGGAGUCUGUCAAGAUACUCUUUUCAUACUGCCCUGGACCAAAUCCCGUGCAAGGUUCAUGCCGUUUGGUGCAUUCUAGCAAUGAGCCACGUAGGAGUCAGACUCAGAGAGAGAUGGAAGUGGAAGGGCGGAUACAGCUGAAAGGAGCAGCUCGGAGCCAGGUUCUCUACACGGACAAUGGCUCUGGGACUGCUGAAUGCUUGUUCUUAGGAGAAAUCGUGGAAGGGGUUUCUCUUCGCGCUGCUGCUUUAAGGAGACAAAGGGGCCUCCAGCCUGAGUGGUACUGAGACACACCCCGGCCCUAACUGUGUGAAAAGGUGGGGACCGGGCCCCCCUGGGGAUCGCAUUUGUGGAAGAAGGCUUUUUCCUUCGGGCAGAUGGCUGUGCUUGGGUUUCAGAGCCCCCUUCUUCCGUGGGGGCGGGUGGGGAUGUCGGGGCCUCCCAGGGAGACGGGGAGGUGACCCCCCUCUGCUGAGCUGUCCGCAGAAGGUCCGAAUCUGUGUUCCUCCAGAGGCCCACAUACUCCAUCUGUUUCUCAGGUUGUUUACUCCCAUCCAGGAGCAGUACCUGGGGGUGAGGUCUCCAUGGGCCACCUGGGGACCCCAGCAUCUCUAUUCAGACCAGCGGCCCAACAUCCCUGGAUGGGCUGCGGGGAAGGAGGGCCUUGGGUCUGGGUUCGGGGUUUUGGUUUUGGUUGGCGAGAAGGUAAACAUCACGGUCAGAGCAGAGAGGCGACAGGACCACGUUCCUCUGUCUGAGGCUUGACCCUGUUAAGGGUCAAGCACCAGAGAAAGUUCGAGUCUCAGAGGGCGGGAUGUUCCCACCACAGCCCUCGAGUGGCGUCCGAGUGCUCGCCCGUCUCCCCUUCCCUCUGUUGGUCGCCAGCCCCUCUGGACCUUUCUUUGGAGAAACGUGAGUGGAGCAGUGAGAGUCCGGCCCGGCUGGGGGGCUGGGCAAAGGGAGGUCGUUGCUGCCAUUCUCCCCUCUCUGGUCCUUUUCCUGCUGUUCAGGGCACCGGGCCAGGCUUCAUGGCGCUGAGCUUUGUGUUGACCUUAGAGCCGGAGACACGGGCCUUUGCACAGGGCACCUGACCUUCCCCGGGACUCUGCCUCCUCCACACAGCCUCGGUUCCCUCUGUAGAGACAGCAGCCUCCCCCCAGCUGAGUCUGCCCGUGACCUCACGAGGCUCGGGGGAGAGGACGUGCCUCGCUUUCUUCUCCCAGGCUGGGUGUCCUCCCUUUGGUCCCUCUGGGGUCCCAUGGGAACCACAGGCCUAGACCAUAGGGAGUCCCUCUAGGGGAAUGCCAGCUUUUGCCCAGAUGCCUCUUGUCACAUCUCACCUUGAGUUUGUCUCUUCCUUCAAGAAAGCCAGUGUGUGUUCUGCCAACCCUGGACAACCUCAGUCUUGGCAGGUCGUUGCUCAGCCAUCACCAGGCCCCCUAAAGAAAGAGCACCCCCUUUCUGUUUACCUUUCAGGGGCAGCCACGCUCCGCAUUAGGAUUCUCCUUGGCGAUGGAAGAGGAUGUUUGGACAUUGCUUUCGCUCAGGGCCCGUCUUUGUUCCCUGCUGAAAACAAAAAGCAGAAGUGCUUUAGCUUUGGACUAAAGCCUAGCUCUGGAUCAUCCCGUCCAAACUUCUAAACACCUCAAGGAUCUCUGAUGAGAAGGUAGGACUGUGACACCCUCCCUGAGGCCGCAUACCCGUUGUUAAUGUGCGGGUUUCUCGUGUACCGGGAGGUGUUGUGCAAGACAGUCUGUGCUUCGGUUCUUUGCCUUCAGUCCAUUUAAGACGGGUGUUCCAGUCCUUUGGGCAAAAGCCGCUGGCCUCUGUUGGCUACAGGGUAGGCGAAACCACUGGGUUUCCACUUUCCGGAUAGUUGCUUUGAUAACGUGCAGGUGAGAUCCAGGUGACUCGUAGCCCGUCGACCUGGGUUGGAAUUGGCCAGACCUGUGGCUGUGUCAGGGUUUAUCCUCAAAGCUUCCUCGAGGCAGCGCCCAGGCGUUCAGUUGUCUUCUACCCCAGCACCCUCUCUCCCCACCUGGCAUCCUUCCCCCCUCUCUCUGUUGUGCUCUGCCCGCUCCCCAUCCCAUCUGUCUCAUCCUGGGGCCCGGGAGGUCUCCGAGCAGUGGUACUUGGUCUCGCCGACCCUGUCCCGGAACUGCCUUUGGGGAUGGAAGCACAGCUCUGGUGGGAAGUUGAGGGUUCUUCUUUGGUCAGGGAGCCUUCUGGGCAUUCCACUCCUUGCCGUCCUGUUAGCCACACGUCAGGACUCUUGCAUCCUUUCUGCUCCACAUGCUGGUGGUUAGCGUGGUGGUCUUGCAGGAGAACCAUUUGCGUUAGCAGCCCCGUUCCACGGGGGCUUGUUGGAGAACUUUCUAAGGUGGUCAGAGCUCCUCGCCAUUGGGAAGCCUCAGCCUGGCGCCGACGUUACCCCCAUGUCCCUUCCUGCUUUGAAAUGAUGCCUGUGGGUGAAAACCAUCCCCAGCCACCCUCUAGGAAUGAAAUUGGAUACCUCUGAGAAGGUCGCAGAGAAUUGAUUUGAACUGUUCUUCCUCUUUGCUCCAAGUUAACCUAGGAAAGGGUCUCUCUGAAGUGUGAUAAUACGUUUUUCCCACGUGACGUUUAGUCUGAAGAUGGAGAAGUAUCAUCACAGUAGACUCUGACCAAUGCAACUGUUAUCUCCAGAUAAUCCACAUUUUAAAAUAGCCUUGACUAGAUGCUGAAUUGUAUUUCCCAUUAUUAAUUGUCGGCUUAAAAACUUUUGUAAACUUUUCUUAAUUUGACGUUCAGUCAUACCCAUGUAAUUUUCCACUUCGAUUUCUGUGGACAUAUUUUUCUUUUCACCAAGAGAAACAAAGAGAUGCAUCUUCACAUCUUCCUCCGUGAAUAUUCAAAAGGCGGAAUUGCUUCUCUUUCGUGUCUCUGUGUUCAGAUACGUAGCUCUGUUGUAUAUAUUAGUUUAGACAUUCUCACUAAUCUACACAGUAUUUAAGACUCUAAAUGAGAUUUCUUAAGUAUUUUAUUUUAUUCUCUAUAAAUGGUUUUGUAUAAUCUUGAAAAAUCUACACUUUGCCUUUGUAGAUAUUUAAGGGAAACCAUUUGGGGGUUGUCUUGCAUGUAUAUUUUUGUUGUAGAGAAGUGUUGCUUAGUUAUUUCUGCAAAUUUUGGUUGAAAUGCUUACCGACUUUAAUACAGUAUAUAUUUUCAGAAUAUAAACUUUUAUAUUUCUGUGGUAAGUUAGGAUAUGCGUUUUAGGCAAUCUUUUCCAUGAAGAUCAUGUGUUCUUUCAAAAAAAAAAAAAUAGCAUUCUGGUUUGGUGCCAAUGGUUUUUUGUUUUUUGUUUUCCAUGAGAAUCUAGUGCUCUUAUACUGUUAGAGAGCCGGUUAAUUUCCUUUUUCUCAAAGUAAUUGAGUUCAAAGAAUAAUUUUACAAUGUAUUGAAUUUGUGAAUAAGCCUUACCAUUAGGAUCGGUAACGUUUCCAACCUUUGCAACUCCUUACGUAGUUUAAGAUCUCCCCAUAUCUCACUGUGCGGCAGUUGAUGGAGUUUGUGAACAGAGCCUUAAGCUUGUUGCAAAAAAAAAAAACAAAAAAAACAAAAAAAACAAAAAAAACAAAGGGGUAAUACGGGUUGUUUCUUCCAAGCAACGAAUAAGCCAUGGGGAUGGACUCUGUGCAGUCCGUACACCAUGACUCAUCUGGAGAGUUUGGUUGAGUUAAUGGUGGCAGGGGCCAGAUAGACACCUUGGUGAUUGUCUUUGGCCAUAUGAAGGGACCAUGAACAGGUUUUUCUGGAGCCACCUUCGUCCUGUUCACAUGGUUUAGAUAUGGUCACAGGGAGGGCUGCUGGUCCAUCAUUUGUUUUGAACAAAUGGCAUUUCCUGCUCCUGACCUUGGCGGUUGGCCCCAGGUUCCCUGCGGGUGACCUGGGGACACCCAGUCUGGCUGAGGUCCACAUUCCUUGAGAGAUGUUACAAAGUUUACAUGUGCGUCUUACUGUAUAGACAAUCCGAAGUCGAUUUCAGUUACAUAAUCAGCAUUCCCACCCGUCCCUAGUGUCUUAUCCAUGAACGAGGUACGUGAAGCCAUACUCAACCCGAGUUUAGCAGGGCACAGGCACACUAGAUGCAGCACAUGCUCAUCCGCCGAGCCAGUCCACCUGGGGCGGUCCGAAUGGAGCCUACGUCGCAAAGCUCAUUGGCAGUGCGUCCACUCAUGUCUGGGAGCUGAUAAAACCACCUACAAUUUGGGACUGAGCGUUUUUAAAAAGGAUGAUUCUUUCCAGUUGGCCGUGCUUCCGUAACGGCCUACUGUGUCUCCUUACCAAGACGUUGCUGUUGACCUUGGGACCAGGGCUCUGGAAUGGCUAAGUCAGGUUAUUCACCUCCAGUAAGUGAGGAUCACAUCACUGUGUCUCCCACCGGGAUGACGUUUGCUGCAGAUAUUUGCAGUAUGUGUGUGUGUAUCAGUCAGAAACACCGGCGUCGAGUUUCCAGCCUCAGCUCUGGCCUGUCUGUGGGUUGACCAUGCUGCCUUGGCCCAACACCUGGCCUCCUGCUGGAGCUCCUUAGGGUGACUUUGGGAAGUCUGAAGGGUGUGGAGUUGUCCCUCUAGUAUUUACUUUGUCCCUGUGCCAUUAGUCCCAGCUUGAAGUCAUUUGCUGACGUCCAUGUUUGACAGGAUUGUGAAAAUAUUGCCUUUCAUAAAACCAAGGACCAAAGAAUUCCAUUAUGCCAACAAAGCACGAGUUUUGUAGAUUGUGGGCCCUGCUAGGCAGAGCUGUGCAUGCUUGACGGCCCAGAGAAGCUGCUCGCUUCCACCGACGUUACGCUCCCCCUGGGUGGCCGUGCACAUGAAUCUGUUGUCACCUCGAGAAGGCUCUGAAAGGUGAGCUUCUGAGAUGGAAGCUCACUGUCCCAGGUGGGUGCUUCUGCCGUGGAGUCCCAGCCUUUAUCCGGACCAUGAAGCGUGGAGGGCUGGCGUUUGUCCAGUUUGUCCAGUUUGACCAGUGUGGACUGCUCCAUCCGAACAGGAACCUCCCGCAGGAGUUUUUCAUGUGUGUCUACACUGAGCAGCGAGAUCCUGCAGUUGCUCACUUUCCACCUCUCUCUUUUUUUUUUUUUUUUGGCCUCCAUCCACCCAUUCCACUUCCGGUUGAGCCUGAGAAGACUGUUCUCCACUCCUCACACUAGGCAAUGAUGCUCCCUUCUCACUCAUGAUGAAACCAUUGACCCAUUAACCGGUGUAGCAAUGAUUGAUCCUGAAGACGUGGUAUCCUAGUGGUAAGGCUUAUUACCAAACUUCUGCUAAGGAAGCAGGCUACCAAAAAUGUCCCCCCAUCCCCCCGGGGAGCGUUUGGAUUUGGUCUCAGAGCUCGCACACACACCAAAAUCCAAGGAGACCUUUGCAGUCUAGGCUACUCGUUUUUGUUUUGCCAGGUGAUCAUGGGAGAGUCUUUAACUAGUUCUGAAUAUUUGUAAGUAUGAGUCCCUUCAUAGACUUUAACGCAGGUAGAGGUGACCCUUUCUCACCACGUUGUAAAUAUUGCCCGAGACUGGGUGCAGUACCGAGGGGUGAUAACCUUUCCGACUUAUCAAACGCUGACUGUCUAGAGCAAAUUGUACACUCUCUUUGUGAAUGGUCCUGUAACGUGUAUGAACACAUUUCUGGGUGCCUUAGAAGUUGUAUUUUUCAUGUGUGCUAAUAUGCAGUAUUUAUACAUUGUGAGAAGCUGCUUUGAAUAAAAAGGUUGAAACUUC